Fomitiporia mediterranea MF3/22 is the source of this 150-nucleotide messenger RNA. RefSeq lists its product as uncharacterized. The record is from RefSeq and is a predicted model, not a curated record. Lineage: Eukaryota; Fungi; Basidiomycota; Agaricomycetes; Hymenochaetales; Hymenochaetaceae. The coding region runs from base 1 to 150 and encodes 49 amino acids. The transcript has 2 exons.
AUGGGAGGUGGGAAAAUUGAUGUUGGUGUAAGUGAGGAUACGACGAGGGUCGUUUUUCAUGCGGAUAUCUCCGCAAAUAGAGCCGUGAAGUACCUUUCUAUUUCUGCGAUGGGAGCAGCACGCUGCAAAUGCCCGAACAAAGAUUUCUGA